Messenger RNA from Fibroporia radiculosa, 975 nucleotides. RefSeq lists its product as uncharacterized. The record is from RefSeq and is a predicted model, not a curated record. Gene Ontology annotation, biological process: thiamine biosynthetic process. The transcript is spliced from 5 exons. Bases 1 to 975 code for a protein of 324 amino acids. Lineage: Eukaryota; Fungi; Basidiomycota; Agaricomycetes; Polyporales; Fibroporiaceae.
AUGGCACCGCCCGCAGCUACCCUUCCCCAGCCCACCGACGAGGCGAUUUUCCUGUCCAAGUUUUCGAAGGCAAACGGCACGCCUGUGAACAAGGGAUCUUACGAAGUUUCGGAGAACUAUGAGGGCAAGUACCAAUUCGCUCCCAUUGAGGAGGCGCAAGUCUCCAGGGCUAUGAUCAAGCGAUACUUCAACAUGAUGUACGAACGCGCUGUGUCGGACGUUGUGAUUAUCGGCGCGGGAAGUGCAGGGCUCUCCUGUGCGUACCACCUCGCGAAGUCGCGACCUGACUUGAAAGUCACGAUUAUUGAGGCGGGCGUCGCCCCUGGCGGUGGCGCAUGGCUUGGUGGCCAAUUGAUGACACCUAUGGUUGUCCGCAAGCCUGCUGACCGCUUUCUGACGGAAAUUGGCGUCCCCUUCGAAGACGAGGGUGCAUUUGUCGUCGUUAAACACGCCGCUCUGUUCACUUCCACAAUCCUCUCUCGUGUACUUUCCAUGCCGAAUGUCGUGCUCAUGAACGCGACUGCCGUCGAGGACCUCAUUGUUCGCGAGGACUUUGCGGGCCGUCAGCGCGUUGCGGGCGUCGUCACGAACUGGACGCUAGUUGCGCUUAACCAUGACACACAGUCGUGCAUGGACCCUAACGUGAUCACUGCCCCUGUGAUCAUUACUGCGACGGGACAUGACGGACCUAUGGGUGCUUUCUCUGCCAAGCGGCUUGUGAGCAUGGGUCUGCUGAAGGAGCUCGGUAACAUGCGCGGCUUGGAUAUGAACAGGGCAGAGCCCGCCAUUGUCAAUGGCACCCGUGAGGUCGCACCUGGGUUGAUCAUGACCGGUAUGGAACUGUCAGAACAUGACGGCUCAAACCGGAUGGGCCCUACCUUCGGUGCGAUGAUGGCCAGCGGUGUCAAAGCUGCCCACGAAGCGAUCCGUAUCUUCGAGACUGCCCAGAUCGUUGAUGGUAAAGUGGUUGGAUAA